AUGAAUAUGAAAGUUACAGCAAAUGAUAUUUAUGCAAAUUUGUUUCCAUAUAAAAAUAUUGAUGAUAAUUUAUUAAAUUUCUCAGUGAAUAAACUUAAAGAAAGUUUUUACAAGAAAAUUGAUUAUUCACAAUGCGAAUGCUGUUACAUUGAUAAUGAAAAUAAAGAAAAAAUUAUUAAUAGUAGUUCCACUGAAAGAGAUGUUUGUAUCAUGACAAACAUUGGUAAAUCACCAGAACCAUACUCCGCCAUCAGUUUACGAAGUGUUGGUUUCAGAGGUAAAAUCUUCAUGUUCUCAGAUAAACCUAUUGAUUCCAAAUUCGAAUUAUGUGGUGUUGAAUGGAUUCCUACCACAUUAUUUUGUAACAUCGGAUACGAAAAAAUGUAUCAACGCUUUUAUUCUAUCAAAUCUUUUAUUGAGUUAUUUUAUUACGAUAUUGAUCGAAUCCUUUAUUUUGAUUGGGGUGACACGCAUUUCCAAAGUGAUCCAUUCACAUUUAAAGAUAAAUCUCUUCAUGUAAGUGAUGAAAAAAUCAAGAUAAUGCAAGAAAUAUUUAAUUUGAAUUGGAUCUUAGAAAUUAAUAAUUUAAGGCCAGAAUAUUUUGGUGAUAAUAAUGUUAUUUGUGCUGGACUUUUCAUGGGAGAUAAAGAUUCUGUUUAUCAAUUGGUUUCUGCUUUGUCUUCAUCAUGGAUUCCUGGUGAAAAACAGCUGAAUGAUCAAACUAUGUUUAAUGUAUAUGUUUACGGAGAAAUUCCAAAACUUCUGGGCAUUCAUAUUACACCUGACCCAAAUUUAGCUACCAUAGGAGUGGCUUUGAAUGGCAAAUCUAAAGGAGAUAUUUUGUUUACUGGCAAACUUGGUUCAUUUCAUGAGAUCAGCAGUGAUUUUAAACCAGCUGCUAUUCACCAAUACAAUCGAAAUGAUGAAUUAAUUGAUUUAUUUUCCACUCAAUGUCAUUAUAUCAGAUAA
Trichomonas vaginalis G3 is the source of this 969-nucleotide messenger RNA. RefSeq lists its product as uncharacterized. The transcript has a single exon. The record is from RefSeq and is a predicted model, not a curated record. Lineage: Eukaryota; Parabasalia; Trichomonadida; Trichomonadidae. Bases 1 to 969 code for a protein of 322 amino acids.